Molecule: messenger RNA, 4732 nt
Organism: Clupea harengus (Atlantic herring)
Lineage: Eukaryota; Metazoa; Chordata; Actinopteri; Clupeiformes; Clupeidae
Gene: st6galnac5b
Product: ST6 (alpha-N-acetyl-neuraminyl-2,3-beta-galactosyl-1,3)-N-acetylgalactosaminide alpha-2,6-sialyltransferase 5b
Exons: 5
Coding region: 1402-2292 (296 amino acids)
Biological process (GO): oligosaccharide metabolic process; ganglioside biosynthetic process
Molecular function (GO): alpha-N-acetylgalactosaminide alpha-2,6-sialyltransferase activity
Source: RefSeq, a predicted model, not a curated record
GGUGAGGGGCUACGGUAGCCUAUCUGCGAAUACGGCGCGUUUUAAGACCAUGCUUGCACAGUUGAGUCCGUAACAUCGAGUACAGCACUCACUGCACACCCUCACUAUUAUUUUUUUGGUUUUGGUUUUCAAUUUCCGUUGAAAAGUCGAGAUGUUGAGGGAAGAAGACAACGUGUGUUGAAAAAAGGGAUACAACAUUCUCUCAAAAAUGAAAACGGUAAUGUAGGCCACAGAAACACAGUAAGCUCUUCAUGUAUGUUUGUGGCGUUUUUGACGUAGUUUGGUGGCCGGUAAACAUUGUCAUUUCUCUCUCAAUCGUUCCCACAGUCAGAUAAUUAAUAUAAUAUUUUGUAAUAUUUUCAUGUACUCGUUAAAAAAUGAUUUCAGGUCUAUACAGGAAAUGUUAAUGUUAGGUAAACUUUAGGUGCUCUUGUCGCGAUGUCUGCGCGAGCUGUCAGUGGGACUUGGACUUUGUGUCAGUGGGAUCGGUAGUGCCGUAAGAUGCAGUUUAACUUUGAUGGUCUGGUAGGCUUACACGAUGUGUCAGGAUAACCACUUGCCUACACUUACGAGACAGAUCAUGUGGGUUUGUGUUAAACAUUAAAAACCGUUUUAUAAGAUGCGUAGGUGCAUUAGAACAGCUAAUGCUGUCAGCAAUGUGUAAGUUGUUCUGACAAAAUGCGACUACUGCGAAUAAAAGAAGGACAAAUUGCAACUGCUGCGUCUUAAAAUAUUAUUUUUUCCACUGGUAAACUUUUUUUAUAAAUCAAUUAUAUACGUUGGAAAUGUGAAUGCAAUUUGACUUUUGGAGUGAUAUGCCAGUAGUACUUUGCAUGCGAGUAAGAUAAGAUGUGAUAAACUUUUAUUAAUCCCGUGAGGGAAAUUCAGUUGUCAUAGCAGCAAGGUAGUAGGAAUAGGAAUCAAGUCCACCACCAGCUCUUUGGUCUUUCUGAUGUUGAGCUGGAGGUGAUUGGUGUCACACCACCCUACAAAACUCUCUACCAGAGCUCUGUACUCCACCUCGUUGUCAUCCGUGAUGCAGCUGACGAUGGAGGAGUCAUCGGAAAACUUCUGUAGGUGGCAUGUACUUGAAUUGAAGCGGAAGUCGGAGGAGUAGAGGGUGAAGAGGAAAGGUGACAGCACAGUUCCUUGGGGGGCGCCGGUGCUGCUCACCAGCACAUCCGACAGGCUGCCCUGCAGUCUCACGUAUUGUGGUCUGCUGGUGAGGUAGUCCGUGAUCCAGGCCACCAGGCCAUGGUCCACCUGCAUCACUGAGAGCUUCUCAGCUAGCCGAGGUGGCUGGAUGGUGUUGAAAGCGCUGGAGAAGUCAAAGAACAUGACUCUCAAGGUGCUGCGCGGCUUCUCCAGUGUCAUGUGUUGCUCCUUGCUGUGAUCACCACCAUGUGCACGUGCCUGUUGCUCAUGUACAAGAGCACCUUGACUGACCCACCCGCUCCUCAGACCAGACCCACCACACCCCAGACCUCACCAUGGAGAUCUUCACCAUUAAUCUUGGAUGGUUACAACAGCAUUGUUGACAAUCAGCCCCUGGGGAUGCACUGUAACUCCUGUUCCCUGGUGACGAGCUCCGGUCACCUCACAGGCAGCGGGCGGGGAGUGGACAUCGACCGCGCAGACUGUGUGAUCCGGAUGAACGACGCCCCGACCGAGGGCCACGAGCAGGACGUGGGCCGGCGCACCAGCCUGCGCGUGGUGGCCCAUUCCAGCAUGAACCAGGUGCUGCGGAACCGCCAGAACCUGCUCCAGUCCCGCCAGGACUCGGUCUUCGUGUUCUGGGGUCCCAGCUCCUUGAUGAGUCUACAGGGCUCAGUCUAUAAGAAACUACAAGGUAUCAAGAAGGCAUUGCCCAAGCUCAAGGUGUAUAUAAUUUCCCAGAAGAAGAUGCAGCAGCUGGACAAGGUCUUUAAAGAAGAGACUGGGAAGGACAGACGAAUAUCUCAAUCCUGGCUGAGUACUGGCUGGUUCACCAUGAUUCUUGCCAUUGAGCUUUGUAACAGGGUUAAUGUGUAUGGCAUGGUCUCACCUGAAUUUUGUCAGGAUUCCACCCACACUGUCCCCUACCACUACUACGGGCCCUCAAAGAUCCUGGAAUGCGCCAUGUAUCUGUCUCACGAGCGUGGCAAGCGUGGAGGCCACCAUCGCUUCAUCACAGAGAAACAGGUGUUUGCCAGCUGGGCCAGAACUUUUAACAUCCACUUCCACCAGCCCGACUGGACUCCCAUGCUGCCUGCACAGAACAGCACAAGUACCUCAGUUACCCAGGGGUCCUGAUACGGUGUGCAGAGUGUCUGAUGGUCUGACUGCGACUGACUGCCCUGUGGGGAAACCUGGACACGAGAUGGAGGUUCUCUUGAUGUAUUAUUCUUGCUGUCAGGCUAGGCUGUUCGUGGCUCAUUUCGUGCCAAUCUGGGCGAACAGACAGACAAUCUGAAUCCAGUUACUGCAGCAGAGAGCUGUGUUACAUAAGGUCUGAGAGGCCAAUAGAGGAGUCAAAGCCAGGACACUGCCAACUGUAACGAGCUGCAGGUUUGCUAAGAAGGCCAUUGCAGUGAAAUAGAAGUGAACGUUUGUCUUGAAUUUAGUUUUUCAUCAGGGGGAUGUUACAGUGACGCCUGUGUUUGUUAAUCAACCAACAUGAAUGUUAAUGGGAGAGUGAUUGACACAGAUAUGUGUAUUUGGGCAGCAACAAACAAUGGAAUUUUGACCAGUGGCCAUAAAAAGGUCCAGCAGACUCACGAUUUUAUUAUAAUUUAAAAAUUGAUGAUGCGUUUCUUCUGACAUUGGAGGAAAGAUUUGCGCAAUUCACAUAACAGAUAACCAUUCAUCAUGAAGACUUCAAUUAGGCCCAUGCAAUAUACUAAUACAAAUUCCAAAAAACAUCCAAAGAGAUAAUCAGCACAUUACACAUACAAAUGCUGGAGCCACAUGGUCAUACUAAAGAAGAAAUCCAGUUUCAGUCUUAAUAAUAAGUGAAAUAUGAAAUAAUAGUGAAAUAUGAAAGAGACACCCAGCCAAAAUUAAACCACAGUGCGCCACAGGAAGGUGUAGAGAGCAUUCAUGCAUCAAGGCCUUGAGAAAAUAGUUUAAUAUGCGGUUAGGCAGGUCUGAACUGCUUGAGGCAGCAUGUUAAAACACAGUUUUACAGCAGGACGGUUUAAAAUAAUUUCUGAACAUGGUGCAUUACAUCUUGAAAACAAUCUUCAUGUUACGUGCCUGUGAGCUGUCAGUUGUUUUAGAAGGAUUAUAUUUAAAAGGUCUUUAUUUUAAAUAAGGUGUCAGGGUGUUAUAAGAGUCAGGUGCUCUUUGGUGUCAAGGGAAAAGGGACAAGGUACGAGCUACUACGCGUGGGCACUUUAGCCCAGUUAGGACAUGUCGAUAUAAUAAAAACAUUUUUUUCUAGCUUUUUCUUCAGCUGUCAGUUGGUACUUCAGCUUCAGUUGUCAGCUUUAAGAGAAGGAGACUAAAAGUGGAUGAAAAAUGGUUGUAGAAUGUACCACUGCUCAUGUUUUGGUAUUUCCAUUCCUCUGACUCUGCUUCUGCUUCUGUUAAAUUAUUUAAUAAUUUGUGCUUUUAGCAACAACUAGAAAGAUAUUUAGGUCACAUUGUUCUUAAUCUAAAAAUGUAAUCGAGUCAUGUUCAUAGCAUAGAAACUGCCAGGCCUGACGAGGCUGACUCUUCAUUAAGCAUAAGUGGGUCUAGUGGGAAAUUCAAAGGUAAAAUUCCAUUUUGUGGUCAUUAAAAACAAACAACACUUCUAUGAGGCGUUGACCAUCACGGUUUCUGUUUCUCCUUUGGUUUGGCUCACUUAGCAGAGGCAGGUGUUUGUUUACGUAACUUCACACCCAGGUGCUCCUUCCUCUGCUUCCUUGUAACAGUUGCUGGCAUGUCACCUGACCUAAACCUCUUUUUUAUUAUUAUUAUUUUUUUUUGCCUUUAAUCAGAUAGGAUAGUGAAGGUUUUGACAUUAAAUUAGCUGGAGAGAAGAGGUGGGGAGUGGGAUCGGGACAUGAACACGGGUUCGGAUUCGAACCCGGGUCCCCGUGGGCGUUCAGGCCCGUAUAUGGUACGGGGCUGCUGCUUGCGCCACAGCUCCUUUAGGAAGCAGCUUACUUUGGGAUGGGUCUGUCCUGUUCCGGCCACAGCUACUAUUUGAGGACAGCUCAGUGAUCAGAGAGCCUAAGUGAAAUGCUAAUGCGCUGUCAUUCACCCCUUUGCCUCCACUCCUGCCCAGAAAUGCCAUGCUGAGUGCAUUUGUUCUCUCUGGAGCUCAAUUGCUUUACUCAACAGUGCCUUUAUAAAUGACAGUGGGACUUUUGGGACAUUUCGAUUUUAAGGCUUCAAAGAGAGUCCUCUUCCCCAGCUCCCCUGCUAUCAGACCACCCCAGGGUGGCACCGUGAUUACUUCUGACCUUCCUACAUUAAAGAGAAGGGGGAUGGGAGCCUGCUGGACGUAUUUCCGGGUAGGAAAUUAAGCUCACCCCAAAACUGACCCUGAAACAGUAGUGAUGGUGUAUAAAUGAGGACAUAGUUUUUAUCCUUUCAUGCAUGGACAUGCUGUUGAUUUGUGGUAGUCUUUAUUGGUUUGGGUGGUUUAAUAAUUGAAUCCAAAGCAUGUAACUGUGAUCUGUGCUGUAAGUUGAACAGGUCAGUCAUCCUUCCUCUGAGAGGGCAAUGCUGAUAUGACAAUAAAGUUGAUCUGUUUGGGACUGCA